Messenger RNA from Moneuplotes crassus, 1601 nucleotides. NCBI's taxonomy places the organism in Eukaryota, Ciliophora, Spirotrichea, Euplotida, Euplotidae. The record is from the annotation of a GenBank genome assembly.
AUAAAUUUAAAUUCAAGAUGAGAAAAGGCAACCAAGACUACAACAUGAGGCAGUAUCCUUCAUCUAAAAGAAGAGGGAAAAAUAAGUCUAAAGAAAACAAAGGAAGAUAUAUCAAUUACAGGACGUCGACUUCGUCAUGUUCGAACCACAGUUACCUUAACCCGAGCAUCAUAAAUAACAAAACGAGUGCAGUUCCGUUUACCGAGUGCUUCCCAGUCAAGGGCAAGAGGAGGAAGACUCCAAGCAAAUAACAAAGAUGACCGCCAGGUAAAUAGUUAUCUCCAGUCGGAUAUGAACGAAAUGCUCCAAGGCAUGAUGAGCCAGCUAUAUCAUACUGCAGGAGGCAAUGGUAAAUAAAAUAAAUCUUAAAUCAAAUACUCGAAAAGGAACUAGUUCAAAGAGAAAAGGACAUUCCAAAGAAAAACAUAAGAAUGCUAACAAAAGAAGACCAAUGAGUGUAUUUGAGCAAUCUAGAGCAAUUAAUAAUCAGACUAUGCUUAACGAAAUUCAGUUUGAUAGAAUGAGGAAUUCUAAAAUUUCUCCCAAUCCUCCUCAAGCUCCUUUAUCUCAGCAAAUUACUAUCGAUAGAAGGAGUGCAUACACUCAAAUAUCAGCUCUGAGAGAUAUUCAAAAGAUCCAGAAUAAGCUUGAAAUGAGGGCAAAUGUGAGCCCUGAUAGAAACUACAGCGAUGCAACUACUGCAACGGGGAGUCAUGAUGAAAGAAGAGUCUCGAUUUACUUAAGAGCUCUUUCUGAAGUUGCUCAAUCUAAUCCAGAAUGUUCUAGUCUGUUCAAUUACAUCACUGAAUUAGUUGACUCUCUCUUUCAGUCUUUACUCAAGAAGAAAAAUGAUGAGAACGAGUCCAUAGCUCAGAAAAUUGAGAAAACAAAAAAGGAGAUUCUUGAAGAAAGAAGAGGAAAAGAGAAAGCCCAAAAUUUGUACCAGAAAUUGUUGUCUGCAGGAGAUAAUAUAACUACAAUGGAAGAAAAGAGAUCGCUGAUCCAACAAAUGCACCAAAAGAUUCAAAAUAAAGAAGAGCAGAACAAACAAUUAGCUCUUGAAGUCAGAAAGUUAAGAAAAAGAGAACUUGAGAUAAUAAAAAGAUGGGAUAUGGAUGACAUUGAUUUAGUCACCGAGCGACUUAAAUUAAUAAAAUCAACAGCCUCUUCAGACUUUUCAAAAAAAUCAUCAAAACUAAACAAGAAGGCCAGAAAAUCUAAUAUUGUUCCAACUCUUGACUUUACCAGAGUCUACGAAAUUCAGAAUGAACAGAACAUGGAUUAUGAGGAAGAAGAGGAAGAAGAUGAAGAAGAGCAAGAAUUUGACCAUGGCCAUCUCUCAGAAUCAGCAAAGAGACAGAUCGAACUUCAAAGCAGAAAAUAACAAGAUCAUAGCUAUUUUGAAUAAUCAAUGUGACGGAAAAGAGGAAGAAAGCGCCCCAGAAAGUAUCCCUCAGAGCGAAGAUUCGCCAAGGACUAAGCUUCGCAAAAAACUUGGUGCAGCAUUUUAGAUGGAAGAAUAAAAGAAGAGAAGAAUAAACUAGCAGAUCAGAAUAGAUAACACUUCUGAUAGUCUAAAUGCAUAAAUUAUUAUUAAAUAU